Molecule: messenger RNA, 1063 nt
Organism: Calliphora vicina (urban bluebottle blowfly)
Lineage: Eukaryota; Metazoa; Arthropoda; Insecta; Diptera; Calliphoridae
Product: alpha-ketoglutarate-dependent dioxygenase alkB homolog 4
Exons: 2
Coding region: 52-1020 (322 amino acids)
Biological process (GO): demethylation
Molecular function (GO): oxidoreductase activity; demethylase activity
Source: RefSeq, a predicted model, not a curated record
AAUCACAGAUUGUAACCAGCCAAAUAAUCCUCCCGCAACAAAUUAAUAAUUAUGAACACUUUACGACCUUGCGGCUGCAAAGGUGUACGCACUUGCCUUAAAUGUGAAUCAGAUUUUAACAUACAAAAACCCAAUCUACAGCAAGAAUUACAAAAACUCGAGCCCUGGUCUUGGUGCAUCAAAUGUAAACGUUUAUAUCAAGGUUGGGAUUGUCAAAAGGUCCAAAAUGAACAUCCAGAACAUAACCAGGAAAAUGGUCUAGAAUUACCAGGCAUUUUUGUUAAAGCUAAUUUUCUAACUCCCGACGAAGGUAAUGAAAUCAUGUGCCGUUUGGAUGAUUUACCCUGGUGUAUCUCACAAAGUGGACGCCGGAAACAAAACUAUGGACCAAAAACAAAUUUUAAGAAGCGGAAGUUACAAAAUGGUACAUUUAAGGGAUUUCCCCAAACAACUGGUUUUAUACAAAACAAAUUUAAAAAUGAAGAAUUAUUGGAGAAUUUUCAAACCAUAGAACAAUGUUCUUUGGAGUAUGAUCCAACAAAAGGUGCGUCCAUAGAUCCUCAUAUAGAUGAUUGUUGGAUUUGGGGAGAACGUGUGGUGACGGUUAAUUGUUUAGGUGACUCGGUUUUAUCACUAACGUUGUAUAAAGAUGUUUUAGAAAAGAGUCUGGCAGAUAUCAGUAAAUACAAUUUAGAUUUGGUGCCCAAAUAUGAGAAUCAGUUAUUGGAGCCACUAUUAAGUGUGGAGGAUUUACAAGGUUUUAAGGAUAAAGUCAUACGGAUAAUAAUGCCAAAUUUAUCGCUUAUCGUUUUAUAUGGCCCAGUGCGCUAUCAAUUCGAACAUUCUGUUUUACGCGAAGAUGUUUUGGAGAGACGAGUAUGUUUGGCAUAUAGAGAAUUUACUCCUAUGUACUUGGAAGGUGGUUAUUCCUAUGAUAAAGGCCAGGAAGUUACGAAAAGUGCUUUAAAUUUUUGGACGCCUGAUAGUGAAGAAAAUAUAACAAAUGAAAUCAAAGUGUAAAUAAUAUACUAUGACAGUAAACUGAAAUGAAAACAGUAUACAA